AAUAGCAGAGCGCAGGCUGAGAGCAGCAGAGAAACAGCAUUGCACGGACAGACAACAGCGCGGCCAGCAGGACAAUAGCUCAGACAUCACAAUAAUAAUAAUAAUGCCUUUCCUAGGACAGGACUGGAGGUCCCCCGGGCAGAACUGGGUGAAGACUCAGGAUGGCUGGAAGAGAUUCCUCAAGGAGCACAGUAACUUUGUCAGUGACAUCAACAGCUACUGCAACGUGGAGAACAAUAAGGAGAAUCUCUUCAAUAAUCUGAAUUACGAUAUUGCUGCAAAGAAGAGAAAGAAGGACUUUCUGAACAACAAUGCAAAGACACAAUACUGUCACCAGGAAAAGUGGAUCUAUGUGCACAAAGGAAGCACCAAAGAGCGUCACGGCUAUUGCACUCUCGGUGAGGCCUUCAACCGCUUGGAUUUCUCCACUGCCAUCUUGGAUUCCCGGAGAUUCAACUAUGUUGUGAGACUCCUGGAACUGAUCGCCAAAUCCCAGCUCACGUCGCUGAGCGGCAUCGCCCAGAAAAAUUACAUGAAUAUAUUGGAAAAGGUUGUUCAGAAAGUCCUUGAAGACCAGCAGAACAUUCGCCUGAUCAAGGAAUUGCUGCAGACCCUUUAUUCGUCCCUGUGUACCCUGGUCCAAGGGGUGGGCAAGUCCGUCCUAGUGGGGAACAUUAACUUCUGGGUCUACAGAAUGGAGACCAUUGUUGACUGGCAGCAGCAGCUGAACAACAUCCAGAUCACCAGGCCCGCUGUUAAGGGGAUGACCUUAACGGAUCUGCCCUUGUGCCUGCAACUGAACAUCAUGCAGAGGUUAGCAGAUGGGAGGGACAUUGUGUGCCUAGGCCAAGUGUCCUCGGAUUUGCAGGUCCUCAGCGAAGACCGUCUGUUGUGGAAAGAACUGUGCCACUAUCACUUUACAGAGCGGCAGAUUCGUAAAAGGCUUAUCCUAUCUGAUAAGGGGCAGCUGGACUGGAAGAAGAUGUAUUUCAAACUGAUCCGCUGUUACCCCAGAAGAGAACAGUACGGAGACACAUUGCAGUUCUGCAGGCAUUGUCACAUCUUGUCCUGGAAGGGCACAGAGCACCCCUGCACAGCGAACAACCCAGAAAGUUGCCUGACCUGUCUAUCUCCACAAGACUUCAUUAACUUGUUCCGGUUCUGAACCUGCUGCAUGAACACCAGGGGCUGAGUGGGACACUUUCAUGGCUGGACGUAACCUGUAAAUAUUGUAUAUUUCUCAAAUGACUUUUAGCCACUGCUACCAGCCUGUGGAAAUGGCAGCACUCACUGUGACAAUUGCUCCGUAAGACUAUUUUAAAAGAACUUGUACAAAGCUUGUAUGUCUGAAUACAUUGACCUAUAAAAUAUAGGAAGAGGGCAGGAGACAGUGCAUUCAACGGUUCUGGAUCCGAGAGACCGUAUUUGAGAGGAUAUUUUUCCAUGAAUUUGGGCACACGUGAAUGUCACAAGUCUAUCUUAAUACAUCAGUAUCUUAAUUGGAAAUUGCUCAAGAUAGUCCGCUACUGUUUGUUGUUUUUACCGUAAACUGCGCUGUUCUACAGCACUCCAUCCGUCGAACUUCUAAAGCACCACGCGUUUCGCUACCUCUUUGUAAGGCCUUCACCUUAAACCAACAGAUGUUGCCCAUUUCCUUGAUGUACCUUCGAAGCACUGACCAGUCCGUGGCGAUAGAACUAAAAGGGUAAACGUUUUUUUUUGCCAGGCCAUGUAGAAGGGAUUUGAGGAGAAACAUUUCAACAAACUUGGAUAUCUUGAUUAUUUGAAAAGACGAAUGUUCCUGAAAGUGAAGUUGUUUUUGGAUGAGUUACAUCGUGUAAUCUAUUUGUUUUUUUUGUUUUUUUGGCGUGUUCCGGUUUCCUGUUCUCGCAUUGUUUAUUGAUCUUUGGUUUGGAAGUGGACUUUUAUAUAGCGUUUUAGCAGAAAAACAUUUCCACCCUGUCUUAGCCUAUAUAAAGGGGAUGCUGUGUUUCCAUACCGAGAAGUUACAGAGCACUUUCAGCACAAACAUUAUGUAUACUUCACAUCAAUGCACUUUGUUUUAUAUAUGUUGUAUAUUAGUAGGCAAGUCACAGGAAUAUUUUUGUACAUAUUGAGAUAUAACUGAGUGUAAGCUGUUGUUUGUGCUUGUAUUGUAUCUCAUGCAUCAGGUAUAUGUGACUCUGCACAACUUGCUGAAACUACAAUGAUACCACUUGAUGCCACUAAUGUUGAUAUGUGGACAGCUGAUGACACUUGUAUGUAAUGGAUAUGAAGGGAGAAUUGUACGUUUACUAUAAACUUGCAGAUCUCUUCCCUAACCGGUCUGCAUUAAAAUGCAAAAAUAAUAGUUUUUGGAAAGGGAAUCCCCCCUUCCCCCAUCUCUUUUAUAAAGAGUAUAUAACACUCACACAAAUUAAUAUUAGUAUGCUCUAACAAAAAGCACUUAUGUAUAGGUUUAACCCCUACAUUAGUACUAGACAAGUUUUGUCUCACUAGCUGCUGUGAAACUACAAGUCUCAGUACAAUCUGCCAUCUGAUAGCAGCCCUGCCGAGAGAUGUAAUUACAUAACUACAUCUUUGCUUAUAUUUGCAGUGCACUGAGUACUUCAUUAGUACUUCAAUUAACCAAUAUACUGAAUAUUAGUAGGUGGAAUUUUUUACUUUAUUUAGAAAGUUAUGAUCAAGUCAACAUUUACUUUAUUUGGAAUACAAGUUUGUGAAAUCGUUUUGGCAGUAAUGGCCGACCCCCUCCUUUGACUGAGAUUGUAGUGCUGGACUGUGACCUCGUAUAUCCCAGCGCCACUCUCAGCAGACAUAGACCAGUGACAGAAGCUCAUUGGUACAUUAUCUUCCUCCAAGCUUUAAUACAUCUCACCCCUUCACGAGAAAGCAGCCCAUUGUGACUCGUGCCUCAGUGACAAAGUGCAGCUUAUCUAGUUACUGGUUUCUAGUGAACGGCUUGGCUGCUUUCUCAUAGAAAUAAAGUUUUAUCUGGCUGGUACUAGAGCAUCUUACCUGUAAAGUCCUGGGACAGAGUGGCUCUAGACUGCACACCCGAAUUGCUUGUAAUGAGAGUUGCUAUCUUGUGAGAUUUAUAGUACUACAUGUAGAAAAAUGGAUGCAGAUGCACACUGCAAUCGUUACUGCUCAAAAUUGAGAUCUAAUGUACAUUACAAUUAAAUAUCAUAUUAGAGGUGGUUAGCAUAUAUUUGGCCAAAGAUACAGGCCUGCCCACCAACGUCAAGGUCACCUCUUGUCGGGCAAGUCCCUAACACUCUGGGGUUAUAGGCACUUGCCUGACAAGGGAUGACCUUGAUGUUGGAGGGAGCCCUGUAUCUUUUGGCCAAAUAUAUGCUAACCACCUCUAAUAUGAUAUUUAAGUGUAAUAUACAAUAUAUCUUAAUUUUGAGCACCGUGCACCUGCAUCCAUUUUCAUCUGUGAAGUCCAGGGAAAGUCAUAGUUUUUUUUUUUUUUUUUUUUUUUAGCAGUCUUAAUAAGAAUAUAUUGCCAGAAGUCUUGGCAAUGAGCAGAUAAGGGCUACAGCAGCAGCGCCAAUCAGGCAGGUCUGGGUGCCCAGGAAGGGGUGCCAGCGCCCGUCUGUGCACAAUCGCAUAUUAGCGAUACUCCGAGACCUGUCUGUAGAUUCUGGAGUACAGUCGUUUCAGUAAUACACUAGUAAAAGUAUUGAAAUAAUAUAAUCUACAAUAUUCCACACUUGUCAUGUCAUAGGCACAACCUUGGUUUUCUUCUGUGAAUACAUCAUUAUAUAGAUUGACUUGUUUUAUAUGGAGUGUUUAUAAUGUAUCUUUUUUUACUUAUUUUGACAUGUUGCUACACUUUAUUUACUUUAUGGUACAGUGACGGCAAACAAUGUGACGGUAUGUAGAUUUGUAUUCUUUAGGUUUACGGUUUGUUUUUGUCUGCGCUUUAAAAGAACAUUUACCAGGAACGGCUCUUGUGAUUAGUCUCUAUAUAUGACUGACCUGAUGAGAGGAAAUAUUUUUGUUAAGAAUUGCUAUGACCUGAUGCCGCACUUUACCCUGGGGGCUCCUUCACACCCAUGCGCUGGGAAAAUGGGUGAUAACACGUGAAAACUAGCACUUUAGUGAUUUCAUGCUCUGCGCUCUUACCAAUACAAUGUAGGUUACUGGUAGUAAACCUGAGCGCAUGAGAAACGGCUUGUGUUGCGUUCUAAAACGCAAUGGUGAAAACGGCGCCAUUGACUCUCUUCUUUUUCUUUUUAAUUGGCUGUUUACGUGUUUCAUUAAGAUGUGAACAAGCUCACGCAUCGGUACUCUUUACGUAGUUUUAACCCCUAAAACAUAACUAACUCUGCACGCUUUAAGUGAAAACGACACUUUUGAACAGUAUUUCCGAAUAUCUGCCUAGAAAUGUUAAGUUGCCUGAGGGGGUGUUUCUGAAUAUUUUGUGAAAUGUUUACUUGUAAAAAAAAGAAGAAAAAAAAUUGUAUAUAUAUAUAUAUAUAUAUAUAUAUAUAUAUACAUACACAGGUUGAGUAUCCCAUAUCCAUAUAUUCCGAAAUACGGAAUAUUCCGAAAUACGGACUUUUUUGAGUGAGAUUGAGAUAGUGAAACCUUUGUUUUUUGAUGUCUCAAUGUACACAAACUUUGUUUAAUACACAAAGUUAUUAAAAAUAUUGUAUUAAAUGACCUUCAGGCUGUGUGUAUAAGGGGUAUAUGAAACAUAAAUGAAUUGUGUGAAUGUACACACACUUUGCUUAAUGCACAAAGUUAUAAAAAAUAUUUACUAAAAUGACCUUCAGGCUGUGUGUAUAAGGUGUAUAUGUAACAUACAUGCAUUCUGUGCUUAGACUUAGGUCCCAUAACCAUGAUAUCUCAUUAUGGUAUGCAAUUAUUCCAAAAUACGGAAAAAUCCCAUAUCCAAAGUACCUCUGGUCCCAAGCAUUUUGGAUAAGGGAGACUCAACCUGUGUAUAUAUAUAUAUAUAUAUAUAUAUAUAUAUUGCCAUUGGAUCUGGGUAAAGCUUCAGGGCCUGAUUGAGAGGUGAAUACUGAUCCAUCCACUCUCGUGUCUGUUCCCGGAGACGUGGCAGCGAUAAUAUGCAAAUGCCAGUAUCGGCCACGCCCCCCCCGGUGUAGAUGCCAGCGUCUGAAUGUGUCAUGUAUGUGCAUCUGAAUGUGUACUGUCAGCAUGCUGCAACACCGCCGGUGAUUUCUGACAUGUUAAACUGGCUGAUGCAGAUUCUCCAUCGGAGUAUGGCCUCCUAUGCCUGCGGCUGUGCAUUUGGUAAAAUACCGGUGACCCUCCCAAUUCAAGCGCCUUUUUUUAUUUUAUUUUUUUACCACUAAUUUGCAGUUGCAAGUAAUCGCUCCUCAACAUGAACAUCGGCCCUGAGUGUGGUGUAUGUUUGCCUCUUAAUCAGACCCGUAGGGUGGAGCAAAUGAAGUAAGGUCACUUGCGUAUAUUGGAGAACUGUACAAAGUACGCAUCUGCGGAUGCAGCGCCAUGCAUUUACACAUUGGAGUAGAUCUGCGUGUGCGUGUGUAAGGACUUAUUGUUAUUUGGAUAACCAGCGUGUGUUCUCGCAUUCUAGUACGUUGCUGAUGAGCAUCUGCUGGGACUAUGGGCUAAUGCUGUGUAGUGAGGAGAAUGAGAAGGACCAUAAAACUGUUAGCUCACCAUGACCUGUGAACUUUUUACUGUAUGCAUUCAUACACUGCAAUAAAACGUGACAUUAUACAUA
Pseudophryne corroboree (corroboree frog) is the source of this 5728-nucleotide messenger RNA. It is a transcript of the gene FBXO32, whose product is annotated as F-box protein 32. NCBI's taxonomy places the organism in Eukaryota, Metazoa, Chordata, Amphibia, Anura, Myobatrachidae. Gene Ontology annotation, molecular function: protein binding. The transcript has 9 exons. Bases 104 to 1165 code for a protein of 353 amino acids. Gene Ontology annotation, biological process: protein ubiquitination. The record is from RefSeq and is a predicted model, not a curated record. Gene Ontology annotation, cellular component: cytoplasm; SCF ubiquitin ligase complex; nucleus.